Molecule: messenger RNA, 2017 nt
Organism: Triplophysa rosa
Lineage: Eukaryota; Metazoa; Chordata; Actinopteri; Cypriniformes; Nemacheilidae
Gene: gmfb
Product: glia maturation factor, beta
Exons: 7
Coding region: 200-628 (142 amino acids)
Biological process (GO): actin filament debranching; negative regulation of Arp2/3 complex-mediated actin nucleation
Cellular component (GO): actin cortical patch
Molecular function (GO): actin binding; Arp2/3 complex binding
Source: RefSeq, a predicted model, not a curated record
AUAUCUCAUUCGCAGCGUUCUGCUUUCUGGGAUAAGACCGAUCUCGUGCUUUAGCGAGUAAAGCGAACUGAUCUUGGAGCAGUCUGUAAUGCAAAUCCCGGAACAUUCCAGUGCUCUGAUUGGUCGACCGAGCGUCACGAGACGCGGCACGGUAGAAUUGCUGCACUGCUGAGCUCGUGCCGUCUGUGCUUCAGGUAAAAUGAGUGAGUCUUUAGUUGUGUGUGAGGUGGACGAAGAUCUUGUGAAAAAGUUGAGGGAUUUCCGCUUCAGGAAGGAAACCAACAAUGCUGCCAUUAUCAUGAAGAUUGAUAAAGACAAACAGCUGGUGAUUCUGGAUGAGGAGCAUGAUGAUAUUUCCCCUGAAGAUCUGAAGAAUGAGCUACCUGAAAGACAGCCGAGAUUUGUAGUCUACAGCUAUAAGUACCAACAUGAUGAUGGAAGGGUGUCUUACCCCCUGUGUUUCAUCUUCUCCAGUCCUGUUGGAUGCAAACCUGAGCAGCAGAUGAUGUAUGCUGGAAGCAAAAACAAACUGGUGCAGACAGUUGAGUUGACCAAGGUUUUCGAGAUCAGGAACACUGAGGAUCUGACCGAGGAAUGGCUCAGAGAGAAACUAGGCUUCUUCCGUUAAGAAGACCCGAACAAGCUUACCUAGAUGUUUAAAGAGUGACCUAAAGGGACCAUCACCUCCAGCAGGAGAGAUACCAUAGUCCAUCUGAUACUGUCCGAUUGUGUAUGUUUGAAUGCUUCUGCCCAAACUCUAAACCCGCCUGUACCAGUUCUAUUAAGAUGACAGAAAUUCGAUGUGCAAAAGCAAAGAUAGUAUAACUGCAAUUUCGUCGAGUAGUUAAAUAUGCACUACCCUGCGAAGGUGGCCAAUUCCUACUGCCGUCAUAGUUGGGCAACAUUCUCAUGUCAGCUAUGUAGUAUGUUUUUACAAAACCACACGUCUUCAUUUAAAGCUCUAAUAUAAGUAGAGCAACAUGUUUUCUUCCUGUAUAAUAUAGUGUUCUUCCUGUAAUUUGGAGUGCUUUGACCAAGCAUACAUUUUGAUAUGCGUUGAGUGGCGGGAGGUGAAAGGGUCUUGUGUCUUAUAGUUUUGGGAGAGAGGGUUUGAUCACCUGUUUUGGCCUGUUGUCUUGAGCGUCACAUAAUAAUUUUGUUGCCUUUUAUAAUCUGUGCUCGCAGCUUGACGGAACAAAUCACCACUAAAGUUUUGUAAUGUCUCUCCUUGUGAGGUUAAUUGGGUGCAAGUUCUGGGAUUAUUUUUUAUGCAUUGUUUUUGGGAAAGAUAUUGGUCACCAGUGUUACCCUUACGUCCUCAAGCGCAGAGCAGAAAACUGCACUAUCCCACUUCUUUGGAAAUGUGUACGUUUAGCUGAGGUGUUUUGUGUUGUGAAUCUGCCACAGCCCAUGAUGAACAUGUCUGUUUGUGCUCUUAAAUGACUCUCUCUUUCUCAUUGCCCAGUUUAAUGCUGAAGUAAAGCCAGUUUUACUGUUCUUGAGUUUAUGCAACACUGAACAUCUCAGCAACACGUCACUGUUUCCAUAUUUAUAUCAAAACAAUCUUUCUGUUGGCCAAAAAUGUAAACACUGGAAAACUGCCUAAAUGUUUACAUCUUCUGAAAAUCUCAGCAGUUGGAGAAAAAGAUCUCUGCAGAACUCACAAUUCUGUGAGCUUAAAAGUGGGUCAGGCUCAGUUGUGCUUUGUGUCUGUACAUCUGUAGAACCCGUAACCUGUGAUUAGUGCUGUUCCUAUUAAACUAAUGGCUGACUGGUGGUUUAUAUGAUGUGGACAUCACAUGAUAUACCCCAUAAUGUAGUGAACUGUGUAUGUGUUUAAUGUAAGUUUAUUCACUACAAGCUGUUGUGAUUUUUUAAUUGACUGAAUUAGAUGCUUUUCCUGAUCACUUAUAACUCAAGAUCUGUCUCCGUUAACCUUUCGAUAUGUGUCUCAAUUACAUACAUUUGUCUGCUGUUUUGAAUAAAUAUAGAAGUGUUUUCUUCUUUUAAAGUGUGA